This is a messenger RNA of Saccoglossus kowalevskii, 766 nucleotides long. Its product is annotated as polycomb group RING finger protein 3-like. The record is from RefSeq and is a predicted model, not a curated record. Lineage: Eukaryota; Metazoa; Hemichordata; Enteropneusta; Harrimaniidae.
UUUAACUCAGUGCGCUUCCUCUCAAUUCUCUUGGAAAAUACCCAAAUACUGUGGAUUAUUGGCUGAGUUUCGUCAUAGAAGUCACUCCAAGAUGGAGCGUCAAAUCCGCUUGGUGGAGGUCAAUGCGCAUAUCACUUGCAGGAUUUGCCAUGGUUACUUUAUCGAUGCUACCACCAUCACGGAAUGUUUGCAUACAUUCUGUAAAAGUUGUAUAGUAAGAUAUUUAGAAGAACACAAUACGUGUCCAACAUGUGGUAUUGUGAUACACCAAAGUCAUCCACUACAUUAUAUUGGUCAUGAUCGUACUAUGCAAGACAUUGUCUAUAAACUCGUUCCAAAACUUCAAAUGGAUGAAGAGUACAGAGAGAAGCGUUUUUAUGAACUACAAGGAAUGCAAUAUCCACAUAAUGAUUCUGAAACAGAGACAGAAGAGCAACCCAGGGACAAUGCAUCAACGUCUAAAACAGAUGAUGAUAACGAUUAUCAUCGAAGUGACGAGCAAGUCAACGUCUGCUUAGAGUGCAAUAGUUUUAAUUUAAGAGCAUUAAAAAGAAAAUACAUUCGUUGUUCUUCGCAAGCUACAAUUACACACAUCAAGAAAUUCAUUGCCAAGAAACUUAAACUUGCAACACAUUUAGAAGUUGAUAUACUAUGCAAUGAAGAGAUUCUUGGUAAGGAUCAUACACUGAAAUUCGUAACAGUUACAAGAUGGAGGUGUCGGGAAUCCCCUCUGAUGUUGCAAUACAGACCACGAGUUGAGCUUUGA